AUGUAUGCUGAUUAUGGCAAAAAAAAGGAAAUCUUUAAUGAAGGGUUCACUCGUGCUCAUAUUAUCUCAGGCUUCGAAAAAUCAGGGAUUUUUCCACCUACAGACCAACCUGCAGUCUCAUAUCUUCUCCAGAAGCAGCUGAAAUCGAAGCAAGCGGUUGAUCCUGCAUACGCCUCUCUUCUGCCUCCAGAAGGAAGAUUUUCCGCCGCUUCUGAUACCGCCAAACACGUUGGAGAGAGAUAUCACGAUAUCCUCAGUUCUCCCACUCGCGCUGGUCUCAAGAAUAUCCGCAACAUCGUCAACGAAGCUAUGCUGCUAGAGGAUACGAUUAAGAGAUAUGCUGACGAUCGGCGAAGUCGUAUUGAGAAGCAAUACAAUAAGAGAAAGUGA
This is a messenger RNA of Fusarium poae, 390 nucleotides long. RefSeq lists its product as uncharacterized. The coding region runs from base 1 to 390 and encodes 129 amino acids. The record is from RefSeq and is a predicted model, not a curated record. NCBI's taxonomy places the organism in Eukaryota, Fungi, Ascomycota, Sordariomycetes, Hypocreales, Nectriaceae. The transcript has a single exon.